ACAGAGUGCGCAUGCGCGAGCAAGUAAACUUCCUUCAGGAGUCUUGUGGUUUACAUGAUGGGAACACAAUCAAUGAGGUUUGGUUUGUGCAUCUGCAGAUCAUUGGGCCGAGUGCGGACACACUUCAUCAUCAUCUCUAUUGUGUUGCUGCUUCUGGCCGGAGUCUCCCUGACCUUUUUAUUGCCUAACAAUGAGGACGGCAGGAUUCUCCGACAGCUCCGCCAUAGAUCCAACGCCUCACUCACCCUCCCAGACCCAAAGGACAGUUUUACUAUAAUCAUGCAAACGUACAACCGCACCGAUAUACUCCUCAGGCUCCUCAAUCAUUAUCAGGCUGUGCCUCACCUGCAGAGCAUCAUCAUAGUGUGGAAUAACCCCGGCGAGCCACCGCCCAGGAAACUGUGGGAUGACCUCGGCCCACACCCUGUGCCCGUCUUCUUCAAAGAACAGAGCGUCAACAGAAUGCGCAAUCGACUGCAUCCGCACCCCGAGAUCAAGACGGACGCUGUUUUGAUGCUUGACGAUGACACAUUGGUCAGUGUUCCCGACAUCAGCUUUGCAUUAUCUGUCUGGAAGCAAUUCCCGGAUCAGAUAGUGGGUUUUGUUCCUCGGAAGCAUGUGACCACAGCAUCUGGUGUGUACAGCUAUGGCAGCUUUGAGCUUCAGGAUCCAGACAAAGGUGGAGGCGACAGCUAUUCAAUGAUCCUAGUGGGAGCGGCGUUCUUCCAUGGGCGCUUCCUGAAGCUGUUCCAAGAUCAGCCCGGUGAAGUGCACGCUCUGGUGGACCAAACCCAGAACUGUGACGACAUCGCCAUGAACUUUGCUGUGGCACAUCAUCUCUCGCAGGCGUCCGGACUGAAGCGCCCCUCCGGGGUGUUCGUGAGGCCCGUAGAUAUGCGUAACCUGGAGAAGGACGCCAGCAGCGGGUAUGUGGGCAUGUGGCACAGAGCGGAGCACAUGCUGCAGCGCUCCUACUGCCUCAACAAGCUGACGCAGAUCUACGGAGAAAUGCCGCUCCGCUACUCCAACAUCAUGAUCUCACAGUUCGGCUUUCCCAGCUAUGCUAAUCACAAGAGCAGGAUAUGAUGUCGGGACAUUUUGAGUGACGGAUGCAAUCUCAGAAAUGAGAUAUUGCAUCAUGUUUUUGGACAAAUGCCAUGUCUGGCGAUUUUAAACACUUGGAAGUGCACAUCUCAUUAUACGUGAGUUUGUCCAACACAGGUUUGAUGGAAUUUUGCAAAGAUAACUUUUUGACAUUCUCAGGCCUUUGUGGUUUUACUUUUAUAAUAGCUGUAAUUUUAGUCUUAGAUUCUUUUUGUUGUUGUUGAGAAUUUAUGCUUGUUCUUAUGAUGCUAUGAAAGCUUAUUUGCACCCACAGAAUAAAAAAGAAAAAGGAUAUCCAUUA
Messenger RNA from Pimephales promelas (fathead minnow), 1405 nucleotides. It is a transcript of the gene extl2, whose product is annotated as exostosin like glycosyltransferase 2. NCBI's taxonomy places the organism in Eukaryota, Metazoa, Chordata, Actinopteri, Cypriniformes, Leuciscidae. Gene Ontology annotation, molecular function: glycosyltransferase activity. Gene Ontology annotation, cellular component: membrane. The record is from RefSeq and is a predicted model, not a curated record.